AUGGCGGGCCACGACGACCACUCGGACGAGUUGGGCGGUGUUCGAAGGAGACACUCUGCCCAGUACGACCACGACGACGUUGACACAACCCACACUCGUCACGAUGCCCACUCGAGCGACCGCCCACAGUCCAGUCCUUCGACGUCUGGUACCGACAUUUCUACUCAUACCGUCCGCGAGUCUAGCGAACACUCGUCCCGACAAUUCUCGUCCCAAAAUGUCGCCCAUGUCACCACAGACACGAUCGCGAGGCUACUCGCUCCGCAGUUCGCUAUUCCAACGCAACAUGCACGAUCGUUCUGGGAAGCCCCUAACUCACCUUCCUCUAUCAUCGAGAUGGCUCCAAUCGGUCCAUCUAGCCAGCAGGGAUCCUCUCAGACCCCAACCACACUUCAUUCGAGCAAGAAGAGCAUGGAUACUGUAGUCGAGGUCGCUCGAGUGAACGAUGACGAUCGUGAUCUGGAAGAACAAGAUACCAAGCUUGCUGCUUUACGCCAGCGUCAGGGUGUCCAAGGCAUAGGAGCCUUGCCGCACUACCAGUCCUGGAUACAACAGCAUACUGCUCGCAACCAUACUUGGCGAUCGAUCAAGGCUGGAUGCUACAAAGCUAGGAAGUCUGUCUUGCGCAUCCAGGAGAUCCCACCGACGAAAGACGGCAGACACAUCGACCUGGACGCUUCUCGAAAGACUACUCUACUCGACGAACGGACUGGCAAAGCAUACAUCACAAACUACAUUCGUUCCAGCCGAUACACGGCCUGGAACUUUGAAGGCUAUGACGAUCUACGCCGUUACCGCCUAGACAAGACAGAGAACAACCGCGAAGCGUCGGUACUUCACGCAUAUCAACCAGUAUCAACAUCUGAAUCUCAAGUCGAAGAGGGCAAUGCUCAAACUGGAGGCCCGAUCCACUGGGCGAAGACGAGAUGGCAGAACCUCCAGGUCGGCGACAUUGUCAAGCUCGAAAGAGACGAAUCCAUUCCGGCUGAUUUGGUCCUGUUGAGCUCGAAAGGCGCCAAUGGCAUUGCAUACAUCGAAACAAUGGCCUUGGAUGGUGAAACCAACCUUAAGAGCAAACAAGCCCCAGUAAAUCUGGCCAAGCAUUGUAAUACGCCAGAAAAUAUCGCUAGUUGCAAUGCCCAUUUCGUUGUCGAGGAUCCCAAUAUCGAUCUUUACAAUUUCGAGGGCAAAGUGGCGCUGAAAGGCGAAACGGCACCCUUAAGCAACAACGAGAUUAUUUACCGAGGCAGCGUCUUGAGAAACACCCCAGAAGCUUAUGGAAUGGUCAUCUACAGCGGCGAGGAGUGCAAGAUUCGAAUGAACUCCAACAAAAAUCCCCGCAUCAAGGCCCCUGCUCUACAAGCUAUCGUCAACAAGGUCGUUAUUGUCAUUGUUAUCUUUGUCAUCCUCCUGGCAAUUUUCAAUACAGUGGCGUAUCAGGUUUGGCGUAGAGGUACGGAAGAAGACUCGUGGUACCUCAUCAACGCCAGAGUCGCAUUCUUCCCAAUUUUGACCAGUUUCAUCAUCAUGUUUAAUACGAUGAUCCCUCUCUCCCUCUACGUUUCCAUGGAAAUUGUCAAAGUCUGGCAAAUGAUUCUGCUUAACGACAUCGACAUGUACGAUGAAGCUACUGACACCCCCUUUGAGGCCCGAACAUCCACCAUUAACGAAGAGCUGGGCCAGGUUAGCUAUGUGUUCUCCGACAAGACCGGAACUUUGACGGACAACAUUAUGAAAUUCCGCAAACUCAGUGUUGCCGGUACGGCAUGGUUGCAUGACGCCGAUCUGCAGGACAAGCAAGACGAUUCCGAAAUGCUCAUUCAUAAGAAAAGAAGCCGCAAGAGUAAGGGCAAGAGGCCAAUUCGCAAGUCAACUACCUCUAUCAUGACAAACACGCCCAAAUUUGGCGGCGUAGAUGACCAAAUCGAGUUCAGCGAAUCUGGUCGCAAGUCAACUUCGCAGUGGACCUCGUCCGCAAGACCCGGAAAGGCUCAGCCUGAGCUCAGUACCAAGACAAUGAUCCGCUACAUACAGCGAAAACCAUUUACAUUGUUCGCCAAGAAAGCUCGGAUGCUUCUGUUGUCUAUGGCAUUGUGUCACACAUGUUUGCCCGAGACACAGGAGGAUGGAGAGAUAGGCUUUCAGGCAUCUUCCCCUGAUGAGCUGGCCCUUGUAAGAGCAGCACAGGAGCUUGGGUAUUUGGCCAUGAAUCGAGAAUCUACGCUGCUGACCAUCAAGACGUAUCCUAAUGGCACGAACCAAGAACCGGUUCUCGAACAGUACGAGAUCCUGGAUGUCAUAGAGUUUUCGAGCAAGCGAAAGCGAAUGUCCGUUACCGUUCGCUUUCCAGAUGGACGUGUUUGUGUCAUUUGCAAGGGUGCAGAUACCAUAGUCAUGCAACGUCUCAAGUUGGCAUCUCUUGCAAAUCAGAAGAUGGUGGAGAUUGAGAAGCGUACGAGUAUACGCAAGAGCCUGGAAGCACAGGAAGCUAUCCGUCGUAGGAGCGAACAGCACGAGCGUUCGAGCAUUACACGACCCAGCUUUUCAAGACCGAGCUUUUCGAUGUCAAUCGGCCGACCUAGCAUUGGCGGCCUUCCUCGGACCAGCAUGGGAACCGCUAAAUUGCAACCCAUCCGCGACGAGCUUAAUGUUUGGCUGAAGGAAAGAGAGAGCGAGGUUAACGUGUCGAACGAUGAGGAGACGAGUGUGCAUUACUCUCCACGACCAUCAACGCAUAUGCACAGCCGACAAUCGCUUGCUCCAUCCGAAGCUCGUAGCUCCAUGCAGUACGAUGACUUUGAUCAGGACGAGCUCGUCGAAGAAUCACUUGUCACAGAUGAGGCUACAGUACUUGAGCGCUGCUUCCAACACAUCAACGACUUUGCUACCGAGGGUCUUCGUACUCUAUUGUAUGGAUACCGAUUCCUUGAUGAGCAAGAGUACAUGGGUUGGAAGAAGGUAUACCACGAUGCCACAACAAGUCUCGUGAACCGCCAAGAGAUGAUCGAGGAUGCAGGCGAAAUUAUUGAGAGAGACCUUGAUCUCGGUGGUGCCACUGCCAUUGAAGACAAGCUCCAAAAGGGUGUACCGGAGGCUAUCGACAAGCUCAGACGUGCCAAUAUCAAGAUGUGGAUGUUGACAGGAGACAAGAGAGAGACUGCGAUCAACAUUGGUCACUCUUGUCGUCUUAUUAAGGACUACUCGGCCGUCACAAUUCUGGACCAUGAGACUGGGCAAGUCGAGCAGCUUAUCGCGGCUACUAUACUCGACAUUGACAACAACAAGGUGGCACACUCCGUUGUAGUCAUUGAUGGUCAGACAUUGACUCUGGUUGAGGAUGACGAGUACCUGCGCAAACUCUUCUAUGAGCUUGCGGUUCUUGCAGACUCGGUCAUCUGUUGCCGUGCAUCUCCUAGUCAAAAGGCAGGUCUUGUAUCGGCUGUGCGGCGAAGAGUCAAGAACAGUAUCACACUCGCCAUAGGAGAUGGUGCGAACGACAUUGCUAUGAUCCAAGAAGCGCACGUCGGCAUUGGUAUCACAGGAAAAGAAGGGCUGCAAGCAGCGCGUACCUCGGACUAUUCCAUUGCUCAAUUCCGCUUCCUUGUGAAGCUACUUCUGGUUCACGGACGCUGGAACUACAUUCGGAUCUGCAAGUACACUGUCGGCACAUUCUGGAAAGAGUUUCUGUUCUAUCUCACUCAGGCGCUCUAUCAACGCUGGACUGGCUAUACCGGUACCUCGCUGUACGAGUCUUGGUCGCUUAGUAUGUUCAACACUCUGUUUACCAGUCUUCCAGUCAUCUUCCUCGGCAUUUUCGAAAAGGACCUUUUGCCUCAGACGCUGAUUGCAGUGCCUGAACUGUACACAAAAGGCCAGCGUAACGGAGGCUUCAACUUCAAGGUCUUCCUCGCUUGGAUUUUCAUGGCAUCGAGCGAGGCGAUUGUGAUCUUCUUCAUCAUGUUUGGACUCUACGCUCAGGCCAGCUUUACCAAAGACCAAGGACUGUAUGCCAUCGGAUCUCUGACAUUUACUGCCUGCAUCAUUCUGAUCUCAAUGAAGUUGCAAGUCAUAGAGAAUCACAACAAGUCUAUCAUGGCCGUGAUAGCUUGCGUAUUGUCUGUAGGCGGAUGGUUCCUAUGGAUGAUCAUCCUCGGCUCAAUCUAUGCCGACAACUUCACCUACAACGUCAAAGACAGCUUCUUUGUCAGAUUCGGCGACAACAUACUCUGGUGGCUCACUUUGCUGCUCAUCAUCAUCGCAACCAUGUGGUUCGAAUUUGGCGUCAAGAGCUUCAAAGCAGCAUACUUUGCCACCGAUGUCGAUCUCUUCCAACUCUACGAGCGCGACCUGGAUAUCCGAAAGAGAUUUGAAGAAGCGGCUGCAAUGGAGUUGCAAGCGGGCUGGCAUCAUGGCACCAAGAAGUCGAGUUUCGAGCAGCAGCGCGAGGAGGAAGCGCAGGUGAUACGCGAAAAUGAGAUUCAGGAUUUGCUGGAUAGGCCAAGGGUUAUGGAGGAAGGAGGUGCGAAGGGUGGUGUUGUGUUGGAAGAGCAGAAGGUGUUUGUUAACGAUGGGCCUAAAAGGGCUUCAACCGACAUUCAAGAGAUGCUGUCGAGGAGGUUUGGCUCGGUGCAGCAAGGAGGUAUCGAUGUGGAUAAGAAGUGA
Molecule: messenger RNA, 4662 nt
Organism: Aureobasidium vineae
Lineage: Eukaryota; Fungi; Ascomycota; Dothideomycetes; Dothideales; Saccotheciaceae
Source: the annotation of a GenBank genome assembly